Messenger RNA from Mya arenaria, 1191 nucleotides. RefSeq lists its product as uncharacterized. NCBI's taxonomy places the organism in Eukaryota, Metazoa, Mollusca, Bivalvia, Myida, Myidae. The record is from RefSeq and is a predicted model, not a curated record. Bases 1 to 1191 code for a protein of 396 amino acids. The transcript is spliced from 7 exons.
AUGAGCGAAUUUACGGACGACUUUACGGCUUCUACCAGAUCAAAAUCUUUUCUAGUUGUUACAGGUGCAAGAUACCAUUCUAAUGUCCUUGGAAAUAAAACAGAUGAUGAGAAUAGUGUCGUCGCCAUAGAGGAUCGAUUUCAAAGCUAUGAUGAGGUUCGACAAGAAAUUCUUAAAGACAUAAAGACAUGUAAUUAUAUGAUAGCCAUAGAUUACACAUUGAGCAACAUUUCCCAGGGACAGCAUACGAACGACGGAAAGAGUUUACAUGACCUCACCGGUGUCAAUCCCUACCAGAGGGUCAUUUUAGCACUUGGUGAGACAUUAGAACCAUUUAAAGAAGACGCUGAUGAAAUACUGAUAGUGGGUUUUGGUGACAAGAAGGUUAAAGACAAAGGCACAUUCCGGCUUUCGCAGGAACGUUGUGAAACAUUUUACGAGGUGUAUGAGGCUUAUAAUAAAGUGACAAAACAAAUACAACUGGCAGGGCCAACCAACUUCGCCCCUGUUAUCUACGAAGCGAUAAACAUCGUCAAAAGAACGUUGAAGUACCACAUCUUAAUCAUUGUGGCAGACGGCCAGGUCGUCGAAGAGAAGCUGACCCACGAAGCCAUUAUCGAUGCCUCUAAUUACCCACUGUCUAUAGUGGUCAUCGGGGUCGGGGACGGACCUUGGGGCUUAAUGGAAAGCUGGGACGACGUUAUCCGGGGCCGGAAGUUCGACAACCUUCAGUUUGUAAAUUUUCAAAAGGUCACAAGCGAAUCCAAAAUUCCGGAUGUCGCAUUAGCGCUUGCAGCACUUAUGGAAAUUCCUGAUCAGUACCGACAAAUCAAAGAUAACUUAUUGGUCAAUUCCUUGGACAAAAUGUAUGUCACUUUUAUUAGACCUUUACUCGAGUAUGCCGAUGUUGUCUGGGACAAUUGUAGUAAUGAAUUAAAAAAUGAUAUCGAAGCUGUCCAACACGAGGCGGCUAGAAUUGUAACCGGUGCUACCAAACUGUGUAGUAUUGAGCGGCUUAUAGCUGACGUUAACUGGGAUACACUUGCGGAAAGGAGACGCAAACAUCGCCUCAUUCUGUUCUUUAAAAUGAAAAAUGGUCUUUCUCCAGAGUAUCUUACAAAUCUAAUUCCUCAGCCGAGAGCUCAGCCAUAUGCCCUACGAAAUCGCUCAGAAGUUCCAGUCAUCCCUUGA